Messenger RNA from Fomitopsis serialis, 2184 nucleotides. RefSeq lists its product as uncharacterized. The record is from RefSeq and is a predicted model, not a curated record. The transcript is spliced from 13 exons. The coding region runs from base 1 to 2184 and encodes 727 amino acids. Lineage: Eukaryota; Fungi; Basidiomycota; Agaricomycetes; Polyporales; Fomitopsidaceae.
AUGACAAGGCGCAGCGUUUACACCACCACAACGAGUAUUCAAGAGAAAACGGACCCUACAAAAAGUGUCACAUUAUUUCACAACGGUGCUGGGUCGCUCCAGAGACCGUUGUUAUGUGCGCAGUUUCCUCCACUAUGGAAAUCAAUGCAGGAGCGCCCGCCACUGAAGUGGAUCACUGAGGGAUCAAAGUAUUCGGCACGGCUCUCAGAUAUCCCAAUGACCCGGGAGAACAAUGUGCCUGCAUUUUAUCACACUCCGUGCGAAACCUUGGUGUGGGAUGUCUUCAAGUUCUGGGGUCCUGUCGACACUAUUGCUCCAUUGCUCGCUCCUAAACUUCGUCGGGAGAUGUCGUCGCUGGCUAUUUUACCUCCCCUGCAAGAGUUCUUAACAUGGCUGGAGAGCAACAAAAUACCGUUCCACGAGGACGACCUCGCUGACUGGACUGUCCGCUUCAAAGCAGCAACACGCAAGUUCAAAGUUGCGCUGCGAGGAGACGAGGCUCAGGGAGAAGACGCACUCAGACAGAAGGCAGCAAUUAUGAAUGUGUGGGUUACUCUGGGCGCACGCGGAACGCCAAAAUAUUUCACGUGGUUGGGCAGUGCAUUUCCCAGCUUCGCAAACAUGGUGGCUCAUGCUGUUGUAGCACAGGACCAGACAGAUAAUACUAAUUCAUCAAGCGAAGCGCACUCUCCAAUCGUUGAGUCCACAAGUCUGACAGUCGGAGGAGGAUCUUCCACUGGAAGCAACCAGGUCGCUACUAUACCUGACGUUCAGGCUCAUCGUGAGGGACGCUCCAUGGCACACGGCGUUUCCGGGAAAAGGACUGCGUCGGAAGCGAGCUUGACGGAAAGUACUCAUGCCACAGACGAGUCGACUCCACAGUGUGACAACUGCAAGCAAUGGCCAAAGGAUGAAGAGUCGUGUGAAAUUGAGUUGGGCUCGUCUGCCUGCCGACAGAUUGCCCAGGGCAAGUCAUGCUGGAACUUUGGAGGCCAGCACGACAAUGACCAAGCCGAGGAUUCCAUCGGAAACGCUUCGUUGUACGACGCUGCGUCGGACGAAUUGCGAUAUGUGAAGGCGCAAAUCGUCGUGCUCAGCCAUCGGAAACGGAGUGGCGCGACACGCAAAGUUGACACAAACUCCCUGAAAACACAACCAUCUGUCAUUUCGUAUCGAUCUUCUUCAGAAAUACUAGGACUGCGACGUAAAGUAGCCCCAGAUGACCUCGCGCUAGAUGCAUAUCUUGCGACACUGCUACAAGGGAAAUCACAAUGCAUAUACGUAGUUAUCGUCACAAGAAUAGUCCCUGGGGUGGACGUCGUCUACUCACUGGACUUCCAUCGGGGCAGAGGGUUGAUAUUGGCAAGUAACGUGAUCAAUUUCGAGGGAGAUUUCAUCAACUUUGAUUGCCACGGUCACCAUCCAUUCAUGUCCAAUGAUCAAGGGCGCGACACGCCUGACUCCAAGCUGGCUAGCUUUAUAGCUGCAAAUCCCUGCCCCCGCGACAUUAAAUUACUUCCACAAUGGAUAGAAACAUUCUGUGAUACCCUGAGACUCUAUAAAUGGAGGACAAGGAUGGUUCCUCGCAACGAGGUGCUCUGGACGGAUGUAAUGCAAGCACUCGAACCAGUCGCUCACAGAGUGAAGGGGAAGCUUCGCAUGUGGGCCGAGUGGAACUUUUCGGAACUAGUUGAUGCUGCGCGACGACACGAUAGAUUGUGCGGCGUCUGCGACAGUGAUGAUUCAGGCACUGUCGAAGACGCUCUAGAGAUGGAUAUCGACGAAAUGGUCAGUCGCGCGUAUGAGGCUUAUGAACGGAACGACGCGGUACACGGAAGUCUUAUGUGCGAGAAAUGCGAUUACGACGAGCAGAAAUGUCUGUGGGAUGGAUUCUCAAUGUCGGACAGGCACUACAAAGGAAAAGAGUCACAGAGUGUGUCAAAUUGCCGUAACAUGUUCAUUGCCAAUCGACAUGGUGGGCACAUCGACAGUAUCGCGGUACUUGACAACCACACUGUCAGACCAAGUGAGCUGGGUCCUGUUCAUGACGGGGGUGACAGUAUUCGUAGUGCCGCAGAAAUGGAGCUUAAGUCGGUCCGACAAAACAUUCAGAGGUUGGAGGAGCAGGCCACAGGGAUCAGAUACAUAGUUUCGCAACUCGGAGGCACUGUGGAUGUUGACUAG